AUGCUCAACAAUACAGAAACAAGCAAAACUGAUGAAAACAAAGCCCAAAACAGGCCUUUUGAACAACGAAACAGGGAUUUUGGUUGUGAACAGAGACAAACACAGAGAUCGAUGACGAAGUGGAGCUGUUUCGCUGGGAGUCGUCACUCUUGUGCGGCGCGUUUAGAGUUCAGUUUCUCAACUCUCGACUACCCCGAGCUCGACGACAAAUGGCGCUCAGUCUGGAGCGAGAACACUGCUCCCGGCACGCCUUCGCGCGGCAAGUUCUACUGCCUCUCCAUGUUCCCUUAUCCCUCCGGCAACCUACACAUGGGCCAUGUCCGCGUCUACACUAUCAGCGAUGUAAUUGCGCGGUUCAGACGCAUGCAGGGAUACGACGUGCUCCACCCAAUGGGCUGGGACGCGUUCGGUUUGCCGGCCGAAAACGCUGCCAUCGAGCGCAACGCGGACCCGAGUAUAUGGACAAAGCAGAACAUUGCAAAUAUGAAGAAUCAGAUUCAGAAGAUGCUCGUUAGUUUUGACUGGGACAGGGAACUCUCGACAUGCUCACCAGACUACUACAAGCACACUCAAAAACUCUUUCUCGACCUCUACAAAGCAAACUACGCCUACCGCACCGAAGCCUCCGUUAACUGGGAUCCUAUAGACCAAACCGUGCUGGCCAACGAGCAAGUUGACAGCGAGGGCAGAUCCUGGCGUUCCGGUGCGCUAGUGGAGCAGAAGCUUCUCUCGCAGUGGUUCUUCAAGGUCACCGAACUUGCUGAUGAACUGGAAAAAGAUCUCGAAUUGCUUGGAGAAUGGCCUUCUGCUGUCACCACUCAGCAGUCGAAUUGGAUCGGACGCUCGCACGGUGCAGAGGUCGAGUUUGAGCUUGACGACGGAAGUGGUUCGUUGACUGUAUACACAACCAGACCAGAUACCCUCCCCGGAGUGCAAUUUCUCGCGGUCGCAAGCACGCAUCGCAUCUGUAUCUCAAGGCCUGAGCUGAGCGAACAAGUCUCGAAAAUGAUGGUUGCAAAUCCCGGUUCCAACGAGGGCUUCCGCAUUCCAGAUUUACACGCCAUCCAUCCUUUGACGGGGGAAAAGGUGCCCGUGUUUAUGGCUCCGUAUGUUCUCGGUGGCUACGCCCAGGGUGCAGUUAUGGGUGUUCCCGCGCACGAUACCAGGGAUUAUGGGUUUUGGAAACGAAAUAUGCGGGGCAAGCCUGUUCGCCAUGUGAUUGUACCUCUGGAGGAUGCAGCGCAGAGCACGACGGACGGCGGUCCGUACACCGCGAAGGCUGGCUCAGUUGCAUCUUCUGUUCCCAAGUACGGCGGCAUGACCCUGGACGAAGCCGUCACUGCGAUAGUCGCUGAUCUUGAAGGUCGGGGUAAAGGACGUCUGACGACGAAUUUCAAGAUUCGCGAUUGGCUCGUCAGUCGUCAGCGCUACUGGGGCGCACCGAUUCCGAUGAUCCACUGCGAUUCGUGCGGUGUCGUGCCUGUUCCCGAAGAAAAUCUGCCGGUUUUGCUACCGGAGAAGAUAAAGUCGGAAGGAAGCGGCUCGCCGCUUGCGAGAGAUGAGGAGUGGGUUAACGUUGCGUGUCCAAAGUGUAAGCAGCCCGCGAAGCGCGACACUGACACUAUGGACACAUUUGUCGACAGUUCGUGGUACUACUUCCGCUACGCGGACGCGAAAAACGAGAAGUUGCCGUUCUCUUAUGACGCUGCGUCGACUUUUGUCCCAGUCGAUCUCUACAUCGGAGGUUCUGAGCAUGCGAUCCUGCAUCUUUUGUAUUCCCGGUUUUUUGGAAAAUUUCUGAUGAAGCAGGGGCACUGGAGUGGAGGUGAUCUCAAUGGCGAGCCAUUCAGGAAGCUCAUUACUCUGGGAAUGGUUCAUGGCCGGACUUUCACUGAUCCUCAUACCGGUCGCUUUUUGAAGCCGGAGGAGGUUGAUCUUUCCGACCCAGCAAAGCCGGUAAUCAAAGCCACUGGCGAGACGCCACGGAUCUCAUCCGAAAAGAUGUCAAAGUCAAAGUACAACGGCGCCGACCCCGACGACUGCAUAAGCAAGUAUGGCGCCGACGCUACGCGUGCCCAUGUGCUUUUCCAAGCGCCUGUGAACGACACUCUCGAAUGGGACGAGCACAAGAUUGUCGGCAUCCAGCGUUGGCUUGGGCGUCUCUGGCGACAUGUAUUGAGCGUGUGCGCUGAUGUUGAGAAGGAAGGUAUCACGGAUUUCACGAUGCCGGCUGCCGAAUCCCGCACAGAGGCGGAGAUCAAGCUGUGGAAUGAUGUGCAGGAUCUGGUGGGCAAGACGACGACUGCCUUUGAGGCCGAUUACUCGCUCAACACGUCGGUUUCAAACUACAACAAGCUGACAAACAGCAUCCUCGACGCGUACAAGAAAUCGCGCGACUCGAAGAAUGAGGCAGAGAAGGUGAGGACCGUCGUCGUGCUCAACGCUACCGCUAGACUGCUCCAGAUCGCGGCACCGGUGAUCCCCGCAACGGCGGAGGAAUGCUGGAAAGCACUGCUUGAGGCACAGGGCAGGCCGUGGACGUCUGUGUUUGAAAUUGGCUCAUGGCCAGAAGUUGAGCCGAUGCAAGCCUUGUCGCCGCUGACGGACCACGUCGUGUUUGUCAACGCGAAGAAGAGGUUUGUGACUAAGUUGGACGAGAACUGGUCGCAGGAACAGAUGGUCGACGCUAUCCUGCAGACCAAAGAUGGGCAGAAAUGGCUGGUUGAGGAUGCAGCGGGAAAGACGAUUCAGCGCGUGAUUGUGCCAAAGGGUCGCAAGAACGUCAGCUUUAUUUUAAAAUAG
Messenger RNA from Myxozyma melibiosi, 2802 nucleotides. RefSeq lists its product as uncharacterized. Lineage: Eukaryota; Fungi; Ascomycota; Lipomycetes; Lipomycetales; Lipomycetaceae. Gene Ontology annotation, biological process: leucyl-tRNA aminoacylation; mitochondrial translation. The record is from RefSeq and is a predicted model, not a curated record. Bases 1 to 2802 code for a protein of 933 amino acids. Gene Ontology annotation, molecular function: leucine-tRNA ligase activity; aminoacyl-tRNA deacylase activity; ATP binding. Gene Ontology annotation, cellular component: mitochondrion. The transcript is spliced from 4 exons.